Bufo bufo (common toad) is the source of this 2899-nucleotide messenger RNA. RefSeq names its product zinc finger protein 420-like. Bases 996 to 2663 code for a protein of 555 amino acids. The transcript has 5 exons. The record is from RefSeq and is a predicted model, not a curated record. Gene Ontology annotation, cellular component: nucleus. Gene Ontology annotation, molecular function: DNA-binding transcription factor activity, RNA polymerase II-specific; RNA polymerase II cis-regulatory region sequence-specific DNA binding. Gene Ontology annotation, biological process: regulation of transcription by RNA polymerase II. Lineage: Eukaryota; Metazoa; Chordata; Amphibia; Anura; Bufonidae.
CCAAGUUGGUGCCCCUUUAUUCUGAGUUCUGUAGCUGGGUGCGUGUUGUUUCAGGGUAACAUUAAUGCUGGGCAGUAUCUCCCUUUGCUGCGACGCAGGCUACCAGUCUGGCAUUUUAUCUUCCUGUGGUAUGUCAUUCCAAGCUCUUUCAACCAGUUCAGCCAAGAUGGUUGUUGGCUGCAGUGCAUCGGAGAUCCUUUGCUCUAGACGUUCUCAAUAGGGGAGAGAUGUGGCAAUUGAGCUGGCCAGGGGAACUGCUUGAUAUCCCGAAGAGUAUGUUGUAUAGUGCGGGCAGUGUGUAGACGAGCGUUAUCAUGUUGGAACUCCAUGUCACCUAACUAAGUCACAGAAGGCAGUACUGCUUCCAUGAUGUCUUGGAUCUACUGAAGGCUCGUCAAUGUUCCCUCCACAAAUACAGGAUCAGCCAUAGUAGCUAAUGGUGCUCAACACUUUGACACCUGAUGUUGGUCCUGUGUGUCUCAGCACUUCGCAUGAUGGUAAUUGCCGCUCCCCAGUCCGCCUCAAAACUCUGAUGCAGCCAUCAUUAGUACCAGAACCUUCUUUCAACACUGAACGCUAUUGUUUGCCAUUCAUGCCUCCAAUCGGCUUUCUCACUGCACCGGUGCAGGUGUUCUUGGAGAUGAGGUCAGUGGCAAAUAAGCUAGUGGAGUGCGUGAAUGCAGUCCUGCUUAAGUAGACUGUUUCUAAUGGUCCGGGUGUUCACUACAGGGGCUACUGCAGAACCAAUUUCUGAUGCCUUGACUGUUCUUUCACAUACAGCAGCUUUUCUAUGGUGAUCUUGGUGUGCCUCGGUCUGUCUAGACCAUCCAGAACCCACUACUUGUCUGAUUGCCCUCGUUUGACCACUGUUUGGCCCUUUUCAAAGUCCGUUAUUUGCACAAGUGGUGCUCGACUUGGUCUAACAGACACCCUGAACACUUCAACAAUACCCAAUCAACAGUCCUGUAAGAGAGAAGACGAAAGACAGAAUUGUGAUGCCAGACAAGUCUGUGAAGCAUCUUUAUGAAUGGGAGUAUUCAGAAGGACACAAGGAUCUAAAAAAGAACAUUAUGAUGGAGACUCGCAAACUUCUCACAUCACUAGACGGCUCCCCAGAGAGAUGUUCUAAUCUUCUUUCCUCCCAAGAUUUUCCAGACGAUGAGGAUGAUGGUCUUCAGAGUUUGCACAUCAUUAUUAAAGAAGAGAUUAAAAAUGAAGAAGAAGAGAUUCCUGUUUGCAUUGAACAGGAUGAAGCAACUAGAGAUAUGGAUAGAGAAGAACAUCUGGAGGACAGCAGGAGCUCCUCGGAUAGCCAACUUUCUUUCACGUUGAACUGUAAGAUAGAAGAUGAUGACUUCAUGCAGUAUUCCCAUUCAGUCCUUCAGGACACGGAUCUCUCUGAUCAGGAUGAAUGUGUUGACAGUAACGUGGAGACUAUACACUGUGGUAGCAAUGGUGGUAAAAUGUUUCCAUGCACUGAAUGUGAUAAAUGUUUUACCCAGCAUGCAGCACUUAUUAGGCACCAGAGAAGUCACACAGGGGAGAAACCCUUUCCAUGCUCUGAAUGUGGUAAAUCCUUUACACGCAAAUCAAUCCUUGUGGAGCAUAUGAGAAUUCAUACAGGGGAGAAGCCAUUUUUGUGUGGUGAAUGUGGUAGACGUUUUACGCAGAAGUCAAGUUUUGCUGUGCAUCAGCGCAUCCAUGCAAAAGAGGAAUCCUUUAUUUGUUCCUAUUGCGGGAAAGGUUUUACAGAGAGAUUGAAUAGUUACACAAAGGGGGAAGAGAUCUCCUGCUUUUACUGCAGGGAGAAGGCUACACAGAAGCCAGAAUCUGUAGAACAUGGCGUAAGCAAGAAGCCAUUCACGUGUUCUGAGUGUGGAAGGUGUUUUACUAACAAAUCUAAACUUAACACCCAUGAGAAAAUUCACAACGGUGAAAAGCCGUAUUCAUGUUCUGAGUGCAAAAAAUCUUUUUCGCGCAAGUCUAUUCUUGUGGAGCACCACAGGAUCCACACAGGAGAGAAGCCGUUUACAUGCUCUAAAUGUUGGAAGUCUUUUACCCAGAGGUCAGGACUUGUCAUGCAUCAAAAGGUACACACAUAUGAGAAGACCAUUUCUUGUUUAGAUUGUGGUAAACAAUUUAUGCAAGCAUCAAACUGUCAAGAGGAGGAGCCAAUGUCUUGUCCAGAGUGCCAAGAGUCUGGUAUUGAUGGGGAUUCUCUUGAUGAACCCCUAAAAUAUCACACAGGUUUGGAGGGCUUGAAUUGUGAGAAGUCAAACGGUUCUAUGAAUCACAAGGUCCCAGCCCGUGAGGAAUCCUUUCAUUGUUCUCAAUGUGAAAAGUCCUUUAUGUACAGAUCAGAGCUCAUGAAGCAUGAGAUUAUUCACACAGGUGAGAAGCCAUUUUCAUGUUUUGAUUGUGGCAAACGGUUUAACCAGAAAACCAACCUCCUUCAUCAUCUCACAAUACACACUGGUGAAAAGCCCUUUCAAUGUUCAGAUUGCAGCAAAAGUUUCCGACUGAAAGCAAGUUUCCUAGCACAUCAGAGAGUUCAUUCAGGUGAGAAGCCCUACUCUUGUCCUGAUUGUGGCAAGUGUUUUACACAGAAGUCAAAUCUGCUUAGACACAAAGUUCUCCACAAGUUAACAGCUGAUAAUGUAUAAUACCUCUGUAGUGGGAAGGCUAGAAGUGAUGUACAUCUUCUGGAUUUACUUUUUAAUGGGACAUUGUUGUCUUAAGUGUUUUUCUUUUUUUUUUUUAUAUAAGUUCUCAUAUUUGAUUUUUUAAAUGUGACUGUACUUAUAAAUGUCAAGUAACCUAGUCUGUUAAUCAGGCAACAAAUGCAACGUUUGUCUCAUUAUUUCUCCUAAAGCAUAAAGUGUUACUCUCAGUAAACAGA